Molecule: messenger RNA, 1100 nt
Organism: Brassica oleracea var. oleracea
Lineage: Eukaryota; Viridiplantae; Streptophyta; Magnoliopsida; Brassicales; Brassicaceae
Product: fatty acid desaturase 4, chloroplastic-like
Exons: 1
Coding region: 103-999 (298 amino acids)
Source: RefSeq, a predicted model, not a curated record
CAUCUCUUACGUAAACCACAACAUAACCACAGCCUAAUCCCCUCCUCUUUAUCAUUGGCUUAAAGUUUGAAAAAACAACUAGAAGACACAUCAUCUCUUUCAAUGGCUGUUUCAUUUCAAACCAAGUACCCUCUAAGACCCAUCACCAACGUCCCAAGAACCCACCGUCCUUCAUUUCUCCAUGUUCGUGUCACGUGCUCUGCUACUACCACAACCACCACAAAGACUCAGCCUAACCGUGAAAAGAAGCUUGUGGUUGAGAAACGUUUAGUGAGUCCUCCUCUUUCCAACGACCCAACUCUGCAGUCUACAUGGAAUCACCGCUUAUGGGUAGCAGCUGGUUGCACCACCUUGUUAGCUUCUUUAGCUAAGUCUAUCACUGGAGGGGUUGGUUCUCAUCUCUGGCUCGAACCAGCUUUAGCCGGUUAUGCAGGGUACGUCUUGGCUGAUCUUGGCUCUGGUGUGUACCACUGGGCCAUUGAUAACUACGGUGAUGAGUCAACGCCACUAGUAGGAUCUCAAAUCGAAGCGUUUCAGGGUCACCACAAGUGGCCUUGGACAAUCACCAAAAGGCAAUUUGCCAACAAUCUACACGCUCUGGCACGAGUCAUAACCUUCACGGUGCUUCCACUAGACCUUGCGUUUAACGACCCUGUGGUUCAUGGCUUUGUGAGCACAUUUGCAUUUUGCAUAAUGUUUAGCCAGCAGUUCCAUGCUUGGGCUCACGGAACUAAGAGCAAGCUUCCACCUCUCGUCGUGGCGUUGCAGGACAUGGGAGUGCUUGUUUCAAGGAAACAGCACGGGGAACAUCACCGAGCACCGUAUAACAACAAUUACUGCAUUGUGAGUGGGGUUUGGAACAAGGUUUUAGAUGAAAGCAAGGCCUUUGAAAUACUGGAGAUGGUGUUGUUCUUCAAGCUCGGGGUGAGACCGAGGUCAUGGAGUGAACCAAACUCUGAGUGGACAGAAGAAACUGACCUCUCCAGUAGCCAAGCGUAACCAAUAGUUACAAGGUGGCCCUACAGGUGUUUGAAAACACAAUUAUUUAUACAUGUACAAGAAAAUUGAUGGAAUAAACAAAUAAGAUUAUUUUUACGUAA